CCAUCAUCCCUAAUAAUCUCUCCAUCGCCGGAGAGACGCCAUUGAAGAGCUCUUGAGCUCAUUCAUGGCGAUGAAGCCCUAAAAAUCUCUGCUUUCUCUCUGUGGAUUGCUCUCCAUCUCGUCUCACAGCUCUAAUGAAUAGCCCCAUGGCUAGUAGAGUUGUCACCGUCCGUUCCUUCGUUCGGUCUUCUCUCUUCUCCUCCCACUACCAUCCUCCCACUAUCUUCUCGUCUCGUCCUCUGCCUUUAAUCCAUGCAAACCUCUUAUUCCGGCGUGGUCUCAGCCUCGUCGACUCCGUUCUUCAGGAACUGAACGCCAUUCGCGCUGCCAAGCUUGUUCGCGUGACUAACAAAAUGGGUUUUCCGAGUAACAAAGAGUUGGUUGAUGAUAAAGUUGAGAAGAGAGUGUUGCAGAGAGGGUUGUUGCUUGAAUUCCGGAAGGACUCUCAGAAACACUUGCUCGCUGUUGCUCAGAAGCCUGAUGGGAAGAAGAAUUGGAUGGUUUUUGAUCAGAAUGGUGUUACUUCUUCAAUUAAGCCGCAGCAAGUUACCUACAUAGUGCCUGGUAUUGAAGAUUUUAACCAUGAAGAUAUUGCUGAUUUUAUUAGAAAAACUCGUGAUCUCUUGGACCCUGCAAUUUUGGAGUUUGCUUGGGAGGAGCUUUUGGAGAAGAACAAGUCAGUGACUGCUGAGGAGUUAGCGGAGAUUCUAUAUGGUAGCAGGGAUCCUCUUGAAAGCUACUGUUCUCAUCUCUUGCUGUCGGAAGAUGAUGUCUAUUUUACGGUCUCUGAGUGCAAAGGAUCUUAUACUGUUUAUCACCCUCGGCCUUCUGUUCUGGUUGAAGAACUUCUAAAGAGAAAGUGCUUGAAGGAAGCUUCAGAGAAGGAGCUUGAAGAAUUUGUGCAGUUAUUAACAUCUGCAAAGUCAAAGCCUCCAUCCUCUAGACCUCCUAAAUGCUCUUGGUUGUCAGAAGAAAAAAUUGAAAGGAAGAUUGAAUGUCUUGAAGCUUAUGCUGUUGACACAUUCACUACUGAUGAACAGAGGCAGACGGCGGGAAUGGUACUUAAAGCCAUGGGAUUACAAAAGACUUCAUCUGCUGCUAUGAACCUCCUCAUUGAUAUCGGAUAUUUUCCAGUACAUGUCAAUCUUGACCUCAUAAAGUUCAACAUACAAACAAAGUAUAGUGAUGAACUUUUAUCAGCUGCUGAAAGUCUUUUGACAGUUGCGUCUGAUCCAGAUAAGGCUAACAGGAAGGACCUUACAUUCUUGAAAGUCUAUGCCAUUGAUGUGGAUGAAGCUGAUGAGCUUGAUGAUGCUCUAAGUGCAACUAGGUUGCAAGAUGGUAGGAUAAAAGUCUGGAUACAUGUAGCUGAUCCUUCCUGCUUAGUUCAACCUCACAGCAUAAUUGACAGGGAGGCAUUGCGACGCGGAACAUCCAUUUUUCUACCAACGGCUACUUUUCCGAUGUUCCCUGAGAAGCUAGCCAUGGAAGGUAUGAGUUUGCAGCAAGGAAAUUUGUGUAAAGCUGUCAGUGUAUCCGUCAUACUGCACCAAGAUGGAAGCAUUGCAGAGUACACCAUAGACAAUUCAAUUAUUCGACCAACCUACAUGUUGACGUAUGAGAGUGCAUCUGAGUUGCUUCAAUUGAACUUGGAAGAGGAAGCUGAACUCCGGAUUCUAUCUGAAGCUGCUGCACUUCGCUUGGAAUGGCGUCGUCAGCAGGGUGCGAUAGACACAGCGACAAUAGAAACCCGUAUUAAAGUUUCUGAUCCUGAUGAUCCUGAACCAUCAAUCAGUCUAUACGUCGAAGAUCAGUCAGAUCCUGCAAUGCGGCUUGUCUCUGAAAUGAUGAUAUUAUGCGGGGAGGCCGUAGCUACCUUUGGUUCUUGCAACAACCUUUCCUUGCCUUAUCGAGGGCAGCCACAGUCAAACAUCUCAGCAUCAGCAUUUUCGCAUCUUCCAGAAGGACCUGUAAGAAGUUCUGCCUACGUCAAAAUAAUGCGUGCAGCCGAAAUGGAUUUCAGAAAGCCUUCACGGCAUGGCGUUCUAGGUGUUCCUGGUUAUGUUCAGUUCACAUCUCCCAUUCGUCGAUAUCUUGAUCUUCUUGCACAUUACCAGGUUAAAGCUUUUCUUCGGGGAGAACCCCUGCCAUUUUCGGCCGGUGAGCUGGAAGGGAUGGCAUCUAUUGUAAACAUGCAUGUUAGAAUGGCCAAGAAGCUCCACAACAGCAGUUUACGGUAUUGGUUGCUGGAGUAUUUGAGAAGACAGCCCAAGGAACGGAAAUAUCGGGCUUUGAUUCUUCGAUUCAUCAAAGAUCGUCUUGCAGCAUUGCUUUUGGUGGAGGUAGGAGUUCAAGCUUCUGCCUCUGUCUCAGUUGGAACACAAAUCGGUGAUGAAAUAAAAGUUGUCAUCGAUGAAGCUCAUCCCCGUGACGACAUUCUCACUGUUAGUGAAAUCUGAAGGGAUCAACCGAUAAUUCCAUGUGAAAAUUGCAAUGUCUUUGAAUUGUAUCAAGCCGUGAAUCUUGUUCAAGUAUUCGCGUAUUCUGAAAACCGGCAGCUGAAGCUUCAUCAAGGCAUUUACGCGAACAUGAGUUUUCGCCCGACCGAUAUGUUUGCUUCCAUCCUGCAGAUCAAUAUUUUGUGGGACAACAAGAUUUUGCAUUGUGAUUUCAAGUUACUGGAUCAUCAUCAAAUUGAUAUCUUAUACCAUAAUAAUAACCUUCAGAUUUAAUACACA
Molecule: messenger RNA, 2738 nt
Organism: Dioscorea cayenensis subsp. rotundata (Guinea yam)
Lineage: Eukaryota; Viridiplantae; Streptophyta; Magnoliopsida; Dioscoreales; Dioscoreaceae
Product: ribonuclease II, chloroplastic/mitochondrial
Exons: 14
Coding region: 135-2459 (774 amino acids)
Biological process (GO): mRNA catabolic process
Cellular component (GO): exosome (RNase complex); P-body
Molecular function (GO): RNA binding; 3'-5'-RNA exonuclease activity
Source: RefSeq, a predicted model, not a curated record